Molecule: messenger RNA, 2564 nt
Organism: Cornus florida
Lineage: Eukaryota; Viridiplantae; Streptophyta; Magnoliopsida; Cornales; Cornaceae
Product: TPR repeat-containing thioredoxin TTL4-like
Exons: 5
Coding region: 355-2304 (649 amino acids)
Cellular component (GO): cytoplasm
Molecular function (GO): protein binding
Source: RefSeq, a predicted model, not a curated record
UGAAAUGGGGGCAUCAGUGGAUUAAAGAGAUUCUCAAAAUUGUCUACAUUAGAAUUUAUCUACAUGAUUUACAUCACAUCAAAUAUUUUUUGCUUUUUUUUUUUUUUGUUUUUUUAAAUUUCCCUUUUGCAUAUAAGCCUAUCACCUCUGUAUAUAUAUUCAAUUGAAUCCCUCUACAUUCUUCGAAGUAUAUGCUAAUGUGGUUUGUGUCAUUCCUAUUUAAUUUCAAACUGGGGUUUUGAUUUUUCAAUUGGGUUCCAUCUUAUUUGGGUUUUGAAUUGUGUUAUUGUUCAAUCUGUUGUCAAAUUCAGUAGAGUGUUUAUCAGGGUUUUGGUAUUUUUCUUUUCUCAAUCAAUGGGUUUUGAUUGGGACAAAGUGCUUCAAAGUUCCAGCAAAUUCUCUGUUUCCACUGGAAAAAAGCAGCACAGAAAAAACGUAGUUGCAGCGACAACAACAAAUGCGAUUACUGAUAGCUUAAGCACCAUUGCAGGUAAAGUUGAAGAGAAGAUUCCUGUACGCCCACUCAAGUGUUCCAAGAGUGAUGGGUCGAUGAGGAAUUUGAAGCAUGAAAAUUGCGGGAAGGAUAUGUCCGGGUUGAAAUCAAUAAAGGUGGGUUCUAGAAAUGGCAGGCAUUUGAAUGUGAAAAAUCAAAGGGUUUUGAUCCAUGAAAAAGAAAGAGUAAUGUCAGGUGUGAAAGGUAAUCCUUUGCCUAAUCUCACUCCUAAUCCAUCUCCUUCUUCUUCUUCCCGCAAUUCAAGAAAACGCUUGCUUCGAUCUAACUUGUCAAUUGACGGGAGCCUGAAAACUGCAAAGACAGAAACUUCAAAGCCCCCUGUACGCAUAGAUAACAGAAGUGUUGUCAGUGAGAGUUCUGGCAGUUCGCACCUCGGACUUCUGACACCCAAGAGUACACAUGGUGGAGACAUUCUUUCGUACGGGAACAUAUACAAGGCUUCCAAAAAUUCAAUCUCCGAAAAAGAUCCACCACAUUCAAAAAAUGUUCAGGUAAAUGACAUUGUGCCUCAAGGUAAUGGUGAUAUGUUUUCUGGUGUAUUUUCACCAGUGCAGAGAACAAAUAACAAUGUUUUCGGCUUUGGUGGGCGUAACUAUGGUCAUGGAAGCAUUAUUAAAGGUGUGAUGAAUGUGGAAAAACUCAGAAGCAAGCGCGAGGUUAUUGACAUAAAGGGCAUGACAGAUAAGCAGAACAGCUUGAUUCCGAAAUCAACUUCGCAAUUUGAGAGUGUGGAAGAACUCAAGAAUGCAGGCAACGAGAAAUACAGGAGAGGUCUCUUCAUGGAGGCAAUAUCCUUUUACAAUAAGGCCAUUGAGUUGUGUCCUCAAAAUGCAGCCUGCCAUAACAAUAAGGCUGCAGCAUUGACAGGCCUUGGCAAACUUACGGACGCUGUUGAAGAGUGCCUGCAGACCAUCAAUUGUGAUCCAUCUUACUGUCGUGCUCAUUUUCGGCUCGGAACUCUUUAUACCAGGUUGGGCAUAAUAGAAAAUGCAAAAUGGCAUUUCAAAUUAUCAGGACAUGGUCAUGGUUCAGAAGUUAUGCAGCGUCUACUACAUCUCGAGGAUCAUUUGAGAAAUAUGGAAAAGGCCCAAAAAGAGGAAAACUGGGAUAAUGCUUUGGCAGAAAGCACUCUAUCCAUACAAGCUGGAGCUGAUGCAUCAGACCAGGUUGUUGCUGUAAAAGGUGAAGCUCUGUUAAAACUUCAUAAGGCAAAGGAAGCUCUUGAACUUUUGAUGGGAUUCAGAAAUUCAUCAGAGUGUAGAUCAAGAAGAGCUUACGAAGAGUCUUCGUCCUUGCUGUUACUAGAAACUCAGGCAUAUUUGUAUCUUGGCAGGUUUGAGGAAGGGAUUGUUGCUGCAGAACAAGCUGUCAAAUUGGACCCCAAUUCCAAGUCAUUUUUGUGGCUGAAAAUAGCUACUUGUGUUGGCGAUGCUCGCAAGGCUGGAAAUGAAUAUUUCAAAGCAGGAAAGUACUUGGAGGCGCGAACAAUGUAUGACAAGGGUCUGCAGUAUGCUCCCAAGAAUAGCAUCUUACUUUGUAAUCGAGCAGCAUGCAGAUCUGAGCUUGGACAGUGGGAAAUGGCCAUUGAUGAUUGCAGUGCUGCAUUGAGAAACCGGCCUAACUAUUCCAAAGCUCUUCUAAGGCGCGCGCGUGCUUAUGCCAAACUUGGACGUUGGGAAGAAUCUCUCAGGGAUUAUUUAACAUUGAGCAAGGCAAUACCUGAAGAUCAAACCAUUUACGAUUCGCUGCUUGAAGUACAGAUGGAACUGAAAAAGGCCCAAUAUUUGUAAAAUUUAGGUGGAAGAAGGAGAACAAUAAUGCUCCAUAUUUAAUAGGUAUCAACUCAAAAGGUACAGAGUGUUGGGUUUAUUGUAGGCGUACACAUGUAUAAGUAAAUAACAUCGAGUAGUAUCUCUCCUCUACUUUCUAAAGUGAAAGUUGAGGGAUCGAGUCUCCUUGACAAAUGAAUGUAUGAGUUUCUUGUGAAAUAUAAGUAUAAUUUUAUUGUACAAACUCUCCUUAAAAAGUAAAGUUUCUUUUUUCUUUUUCA